Messenger RNA from Penicillium vulpinum, 891 nucleotides. Its product is annotated as SDR family NAD(P)-dependent oxidoreductase. Gene Ontology annotation, molecular function: oxidoreductase activity. The record is from RefSeq and is a predicted model, not a curated record. Bases 1 to 891 code for a protein of 296 amino acids. The transcript has 2 exons. NCBI's taxonomy places the organism in Eukaryota, Fungi, Ascomycota, Eurotiomycetes, Eurotiales, Aspergillaceae.
AUGGCAGCCAACGAAAGUAACCAAAGCUUCAAGCUUGAAAACCUGUUCAAUGUGAAGGACAAAGUGGCUCUCAUCACAGGCGGCGGCUCAGGAAUAGGCCUAAUGGCCGCACAAGCCCUAGCCGUGAACGGCGCCAAAGUCUACAUAACCGGCCGGACCGCAGAGAAGCUCGACCGAGUCGCCUCACUCUACGGCAAAAACAUAAGCGGACAAAUCAUCCCCCUCCCAGCAGAUGUAACCAACAAAGACUCAAUCCGCAAACUAGUCUCGGAGAUCUCCACCCGCGAAGGCCACCUCUCAAUCCUAAUGAACAAUGCGGGAAUAUCAAGCCACAAAGAAGAAACCACACCCGAAGAUGCCUCCAAACUCCAAGAAACCCUCUUCGACGACUCAUCCGCCACAUUCGACGAAUGGGACACUGUAUUCCGCACGAACGUCUCCCAGAUCUUCUUCAUGACAACAGCAUUCCUGCCACUUCUCCAGCGCGGCUCGGAAAUCGAACAUGGUUGGUCGAGUACUGUUCUCAACACGACAUCCAUUUCGGGGAUUGUGAAGGUCUCGCAGCAGCAUUUUGCGUAUAAUGCCUCCAAGGCGGCGGCGAUUCAUUUGACCAAGAUGCUGGCGCAUGAGGUUACUUCGUCGAAACUGAGGGUUAGGGUUAAUAAUAUUGCGCCGGGCGUUUUCCCUAGUGAGAUGACUGCUGGGGAGAGUGAUGAGGGGCAGAAGAGUUUCAUUCCGGCUGAGAGGUAUCGUGAGAAGGUUCCUGCUGCUAGACCCGGGAGGGAUGAGGAUAUGGGUGGUGCGGUGCUUUUUGCGGUUUGUAAUCAGUACUUGAAUGGGCAAAGUGUUGUUGUUGAUGGGGGGUAUGUUCUUGCUGCUGGGUCUGUUUGA